This is a messenger RNA of Gracilinanus agilis (Agile Gracile Mouse Opossum), 2361 nucleotides long. It is a transcript of the gene RUFY2, whose product is annotated as RUN and FYVE domain containing 2. Gene Ontology annotation, molecular function: metal ion binding. Gene Ontology annotation, cellular component: cytoplasm. The record is from RefSeq and is a predicted model, not a curated record. Lineage: Eukaryota; Metazoa; Chordata; Mammalia; Didelphimorphia; Didelphidae.
AUGGAGUGGAAAUCAGCAUUGUUUCAAGUUUGCAUUUUUGUUAUUUAUUUGAUCCAUAUGUUUAAUUUAAAUUUGCAUGGCUUUUCAAUAGGAUGUGCCCGCGCGCUCGCCCCGCCCCCUCGUAGCCGUCAGGUUUUUGUCAGCAUCUCCUGUCGUCCCGCCCACUUGUCUCGUGCUAGGGGCUGUGGCUGCACUUCCUCCCUCUCCCCGUCGCUCCGCCCCCUUGGCGCGGGGACCUUCUCCUAGCCUUCCUCCGGCGGUCGCUCCUGUCUCCUCCAGUCUCAGCCUCCCUCCACCUCGCCCUGCCCAGACUCCACGUCCCCUCGUAGCCCCGUCCCUCUCCCGGGCUCUCUGCGCUCCUCCGGCCGCCAGCGGGCGCUGCAGCGCCCUACGUGUCACGCCAACCAAGGGGCACUGCUGCUGCUGCUGCUGCUGCGGCGGCGGCUGCCGUGGCUGUGGGCCAGGAGGUGAGACCAGCGGCUCCUAGAGCCCGAAGCCGAGUUGUUUCUCCCGCCAUCUCCAGCGCAACCCCUCGCCGCCAUGGCCGUGAAGGACCCCACGGCCGUGGAGAGAGCCAACCUGCUGAACAUGGCCAAGCUGAGCAUCAAAGGGCUCAUCGAGUCGGCCCUGAGCUUUGGCCGCACCUUGGACUCGGACUACCCUCCUCUGCAGCAGUUCUUUGUGGUCAUGGAGCACUGCCUGAAACACGGCCUGAAAGUAAGAAAAUCUUUUCUGAGUUACAACAAAACAAUCUGGGGGCCCUUGGAGCUGGUGGAGAAACUGUACCCAGAAGCAGAGGAGAUAGCAGCUAGUGUCAGAGAUUUGCCUGGACUUAAGACACCCCUGGGUCGUGCCAGAGCAUGGUUACGAUUAGCUCUCAUGCAAAAGAAAAUGGCUGAUUAUCUGCGCUGUUUAAUAAUUCAAAGGGAUCUCCUAAGUGAAUUCUAUGAAUAUCAUGCCCUAAUGAUGGAAGAAGAAGGAGCAGUUAUCGUUGGGCUUCUGGUAGGCCUGAAUGUGAUCGAUGCUAAUCUUUGUGUAAAGGGAGAAGAUUUGGACUCACAAGUUGGGGUAAUUGAUUUUUCUAUGUAUUUAAAGAAUGAAGAGGAUAUUGGAAGUAAAGAAAGGAAUGUUCAGAUUGCUGCCAUUUUGGACCAAAAGAAUUAUGUUGAAGAAUUAAAUAGACAACUGAACAGCACAGUCAGCAGCCUCCAUUCAAGAGUUGAUUCAUUAGAAAAGUCAAACACUAGACUGAUUGAAGAGUUAGCAAUAGCAAAGAACAAUAUCAUUAAACUCCAAGAAGAGAACCAUCAGUUACGAAGUGAAAACAAACUGAUCUUAAUGAAAACACAACAACAUUUAGAGGUGACAAAAGUCGAUGUGGAAACUGAGCUGCAGACGUACAAACAGUCUCGCCAGGGCCUGGACGACAUGUACAAUGAGGCACGCAGACAGCUCCGAGAGGAGUCUCAGCUGCGACAGGAUGUGGAGAAUGAGCUCAUGGUGCAAGUGAGCAUGAAACACGAGAUUGAGCUCGCCAUGAAGCUGUUGGAAAAAGACAUCCAUGAGAAGCAGGACACACUGAUAGGUCUUCGCCAGCAGCUGGAGGACGUGAAAGCCAUUAACAUUGAGAUGUACCAGAAGCUGCAGGGUUCUGAAGAGGGAAUGAAAGAAAAGAAUGAAAUAAUUGGUCGACUGGAGGAUAAGACCAAUAAGAUCACUGCUGCCAUGAAACAGCUGGAGCAAAGAUUGCAGCAAGCAGAGAAGGCUCAAAUGGAAGCCAAGAAUGAGGAUGAGAAAUUUGAACAAGAAUGUCUGAGUCAGUCUGACAGCCUACAGAAACAAAUAUGCCAAAAGGAGACACAACUGGCUCAGUUGGAAACAGAUUUGAAGAUUGAAAAGGAAUGGAGGCAGACUUUGCAAGAGGACCUCCAGAAGGAGAACGACGCACUCUCUCACCUGAGACAUGAGACACAACAAAUCAUUAGUCUUAAAAAAGAAUUUCUCAGUCUCCAGAAUGAAAAUCAGCAAUUGAAAAGAAUAUAUCAGGACCAGGAACAAGCCCUUCAAGAACUUGGCAACAAGCUCAGCGAAUCGAAACUUAAAAUAGAAGAUAUAAAAGAGGCCAACAAAGCUUUACAGGGUCAAGUUUGGUUGAAAGAUGAAGAAGCCACCCACUGUAAGUUGUGUGAAAAGGAAUUCUCACUUUCUAAGAGAAAGCACCACUGUCGGAACUGUGGGGAGAUCUUCUGUAACGCCUGCUCGGACAACGAGCUGCCUUUGCCUUCGUCCCCCAAGCCUGUCCGAGUGUGCGAUUCCUGCCACGCUCUGCUGAUCCAGAGAUGCUCGUCUACCGUGCCCUGA